AUGGACGAAGAUAUACUUGCUCACGGUGGUGUGAACGUCGCACGCGAGGAAAUCGGCAGCCCGACACAGCCUUUUUCAUCGCCUGGGCGCCCUACUUUCCACAAAGAUAUUCGCGGCGAUAUUGAUACUACGAGCUAUAACUGUAGCGAUGUUGGUGGCAUCAAGGGCGGCGAUGAUGAGUCUACUGUGUCUGACGAGAGUGAAAACAAUGAAGACGACUCUAGGGAUUUUACUAUCUCUGAAGACGCCAAUCGCAAUACGGAUGAUAAUAUACACAACACUGGUAUGGAAGGCGGCGAUAAUAAGUCGACUGUGACUAACGAGAGUAAAAUGACUACAGACGCCACCUUAAUUGACUGCACUUGCGCCAUUCACAGUGUAACUUGGGAUAAUGCUGAUGGUCAGACGAUAGAGGUUUACAAUCCCAGGUCUAAGUUCAACCUCGAUAUAUAUACAAAUACCUUAGCCAAUACAGCCAUAUUCAUACUUCAUAGCUAUAUUUAUCUAAAAACCAACAGGCGCCGGAGUAACAAGCAAAACAUUUAUCUACUCAUACCCCCUGAGCGGAUCAAGGCUAUAACAACCCAAACCUCUCCCGCUGCGCGAGCUACAGCGUCAAAUACCGUCAUUCCUCAAUUUUACUCAUUGCAUUUCUCCUUAAUACAGCAGCCUGAUUUCAUAGGCCCUCAAAGUGACCUCCCACUGUCCAAGGGAAAAACAAAAGCGCAGCUGGAUUUGCUUCAAGACCUCGCUAUCGUUACCGAGUUUACUAUCCAUCUUGCUAGCUCAGACACUGUCACACCAAAUAAUGCGCUGGAGGUGGUGGCCCAUAAGGGGGGUGCCGUUGUCAUAUUCUUAAGAGGGACACUGCUUUUUACAUUGGCCCUGGGAAGGGAUCUCUUGGACCAAACCACCGUCAAGAAACUCCAUGGUCGGACUCCUGGCGCGAUCAAGAUAUUAUCGGGCAAACAACCUGUUUGCCCCUCCCUUUCUCUACUCGCUAAAGGAUCCUCAACCCCUCCCUGA
Trichoderma aggressivum f. europaeum is the source of this 1026-nucleotide messenger RNA. RefSeq lists its product as uncharacterized. The coding region runs from base 1 to 1026 and encodes 341 amino acids. NCBI's taxonomy places the organism in Eukaryota, Fungi, Ascomycota, Sordariomycetes, Hypocreales, Hypocreaceae. The record is from RefSeq and is a predicted model, not a curated record. The transcript is spliced from 2 exons.